AUGAAGCUCUCCAGUGUGGUCUUCCUCUUCCUGUACGUGGUGUUUGGUCUAGCCAACAACGUCGGGGUCAUCAUGAUGGGCAAGCGCAUGGAGCCAUACGCGGAGUUCUUGCUGUACGGCACUACAAUGAUGUACACAGUGUGCUUUGCCAUUUUGGCCGUCAUCCGCCGUGAAUCGUGGGCACUCUCCAAACAGCAUCACAUUAACUUUGCCUGGCUCGGUCUUUGGACUUCAGUUAACGGCGUUUUGGCCCAGUUUGCCAUCCCAUUUGUAUCCGCGGAGCUCACAAACAUUCUUGUGACGCUCUCUAUCCCCUGUACGUGGGUCUCCGCGUGGUACAUGUUCCGGUUUGAGGUGACUACAUUCCGGAUCUUAUGCUGUCUUGGUGUUGUUGCUGGGGUAUUGACCGGCCUUGUGCCCUCCCUCUUCUUUGGUAGCGGUGCAGGAGACAAAUCUGACAAUCCACCGUUUUGGGUUGUUGUCACUGUGUUGAGCGCCAUUCCCACAGCAUUUGAGACGACUUACCAGGAGCGGGCCUUUAAGACACUGAAAGCACCACUGUUCGUGUGUCUGACAGUGUACAACUUCUACAGCCUCGUGGUUUACUUUGUGACUUGCCCUCUGUUGAUGGUCAACGUGCUUCGCCCUUCAAAUGCGAAACACGGCCUGACUUGGCAAGGCGUGUGGGAGAAUCAAGCCCUUGCAUUUCGUUGUUAUUUUGGUGGCGAGUUCGAACCGGAAGUUGAUGGCUGUGAACACGGAGCUAUUUUGUGGACGACUGUCUUCACGAUUGGCUACGUGGGAAUGUUUGGAUUUGGAGCACUCCUUCUACGAGACGAAUCAUCGGCCUUGAUUGCCAAUCUUAACGCGCUCCUCAUCCCUCUUGGUGCGAUGGUCUUCUGGAGCAAAACCAUUUGUGGAAACGCUUCGCAAGAACCUGUCUGCGAAGCCUAUCAAAACAAAGCAGACGCAGCCAGCACCCGCUCGUGUAGCAUCCACGAGAACAUCAUGGCAUCACCACGCUUUACACUCAACAUCAUGUUUUCCAAACACCAUCCGGAGGAGUGA
Salpingoeca rosetta is the source of this 1068-nucleotide messenger RNA. RefSeq lists its product as uncharacterized. Bases 1 to 1068 code for a protein of 355 amino acids. The record is from RefSeq and is a predicted model, not a curated record. The transcript is spliced from 2 exons. NCBI's taxonomy places the organism in Eukaryota, Choanoflagellata, Craspedida, Salpingoecidae.